Molecule: messenger RNA, 1653 nt
Organism: Tachyglossus aculeatus (Australian echidna)
Lineage: Eukaryota; Metazoa; Chordata; Mammalia; Monotremata; Tachyglossidae
Gene: IL17REL
Product: interleukin 17 receptor E like
Exons: 16
Coding region: 1-1653 (550 amino acids)
Molecular function (GO): interleukin-17 receptor activity
Source: RefSeq, a predicted model, not a curated record
AUGGAGACCACGGCUAAGUUCCUGGACUUGGUGUGGACUACUACCACUGGGAAAAAGGUGGAUUCGGGACCCAAGCCCCUGGAAACUUGUAAACACGGGACACACGUGACCCCCUCGAGGGCCCCACAGGCUGCCUUUGGAGAGCGUUUCCAGAACCGGGGGACUUUCUGUCCAGGGGCCCAGGCCGAGAGUUGUGAAACGGCCCUCCCAGUCCUCCUGUUCCCACCUGCCGGCUACGUGCCCCCCCAGAGCCCCCAGCCCCGCACCCCAGUCCUACCCCCUGACAUUGUCACCUCUCAGUGCUGGAGUCUCCUGUUCCCUGUGGCCUCUUGGAACAAACUUCCAGAACUUCCCCCGCUGGCCGGGCCCCAGCCUCAGCUGUGGCCCUGGUUGGCUGACGGGGCCUUCCCCCAGAAUCUUUCUUUGUUCCUCAGCCCCGACACCCCUUCCCCAUCCUCAAGAUUGGAGGGAGUUUCCUGCAGGAGUGCCCCUACCACCGACAUCAGCAACAGCUUCUGCAGGGAACCCCCUGCCUCCUUCCCCCUCGCCUUGCUGAAGAGUCUAGUGGGGGCUCCGGUGCUGAGGUGCCCCCCGGGCGGAUUCUGCUCCCUGAACCUGAGGGUCCGAGCCAAUAUCACCCUGACGGAGCUCAUCAAAGGUGUAGAAGUUUGCACCCUGGCGCUGGACACACAACACUCCGACUGUGUGAGCAUCUGGUUCCCCCCGGGCCUGGGCCGGCACCUGGACGGCAGGACCUUGCAGGUGCAGAGCUCCUGCUUGGACGCGGGCGUGGGUCAGCAGCUCCACGUGACUUUGACCACCAUCCCCAACUUCUGCCGUGUCGAACUGACCCAGCUGCUCCAGGUGCCCGACUGUGAAAAUGAAGAUCUGGAGAAGAAUAUCCCUCUGUGCUUUGUGGGCACGUUGGAGUGGGAGGUGGACAGGGUCCGCCGGAACAUCACGGUUCGGCUGGUGCAGCUCCCCGAAGGCCAGGACUAUCACGUGCGCCUCUGCCGCAAACGCUUCUCCUGCGAAGAAGAGGGUAGACCUGCCCUGGUUAGGUGGAAGGAGAAGGAGAAGACUGUCUCGCUGCCGUAUUCCCGGCUGCUUCCGUGCCUGUGCAUUGAGGGCUGGUCGGCAGUUCUGGAUGCGAGGAGACUCCAAAUCUGCCCCUUCAAAAAUGAGACGGACGCUCUGUGGGAUGCUGUCUGGUUCAACCCCCUCACGCAGGGGUUGGUGUGGGAGCCACCCUGUCCCAUCCAGGCCCAGAUCCAUCUGUGCCAGGGGUCGGAGUCUGGGGACCAGUGCGCUGAGCUGCCCAAAUCGGCCCAGACCGCCCAGGGGAAGGUGAUGUACUCCCGGGUGGACCCCCACCCCCGCCUCUGCAUCAAGUUCACCACCCAGCAAGGCUCUUGGGUGCGAUGCCCGUUUGAAAAUAGUAUCCUGACAGCCUGGAAGAUGGGCCUAGUCGUCCGGGCGGGCAAGGUGCAUGUGGCCUUCUCCUCUUCCCACCGGGCCCGUUUCGAGGCGCAGCUGUGCAACAGGACGCAGCCCCUCGCCUGCCAGCCCAUCCAGAAAUUUCCCCCGGUGUCCAUGCUGCUGCUACCGCUGGUACGCCAGCUGGGACAGCACUUAGAAUCUGAGAGUCACUGA